AUGGUCUAUGGCCUGGAGGCUUACGUGGAUGAGAAGUGCCAGGCUCUUGAAGAAGGUGCAAAAGGACUUGCAGACAUCCUGCUCACGCUCUCCUUCUGUGGGAAUCCCCAGCAUAGCCCCCAGACCAGGGUGAUGUGCACCCCACAGCUGCUCCCCACCUUCCCCCAGUGUGGGCUGAACCAACCCUGGGUGAUGGAAAUGGAGGAUGGAGGCGAGGUGGAAGCUACAACAGGAGAAAACACGGAUAGAGACACGGAGCAGAAGGGAGGAGAGCGGUGCCGGGGAAAAGUUGGGGGCAGCGGCUGCGGCGGGGGGGUGCCCGCCCUGUACUUCUCGGGCGGCCGGGAGCAGCUGGCGGCGCGGGCGGAGGCGCUGCCCGCAGUCCCGCGGCAGGAGUUCACCCUGGAGCUGUGGGUGAAGGCAGAGGGCGGACAGAACAACCCGGCCAUCAUCGCAGGUGUCUUCAACAACUGCUCGCACUCAGCCAGCGACAAGGGCUGGGCGCUGGGUAUCCGUGCCCUGCAGCUCAGCGGCAAGAAGGAUGCCCGCUUCUUCUUCUCCCUCCGCACGGACCGGGCAGCCACUGCCACUGAGGUGACCUCCCACCACCGCUACCGCCCCGGGGCAUGGACACACCUGGCCGCCAGCUACGACGGGCGGUGGAUGGCCCUCUACGUGGACGGGGUGCGGGUCGGCCGCUCCGGCGGGCAGGAGGGACCCCUGCACAGUGCCUUCAUGUCCUCCUGCCGCACGCUGCUGCUGGGAGGGGACGCCUGGGGGACCACCCACACCUUCCGGGGACACCUGGCCGGGCUGGCUCUGUGGCACGGUGCCCUGUCCCAGUCCCAGCUCCAGCGCUCCUUUCUAGAGGAGGUGGCUGGGGAGACGGCAGGGCUGGCCCUGGCUGCUGGCUUCGCCACCCCGGAGGAACGCUGGAUGCCUUUUCGGGAGGGUGCCUUCCCCCAGCAGUGGGUGCUGCUGUCCCCACCGCCGCCCGUCGUGCGGCCGCUGGGCCCCCCCGGCUGCGGGCAGACUGCCUGCGAUAACGUGGAGCUGGUGUCCCACUACAACCAGCACUGGCCGCUGCGGAGCUGGAAGGUGGUGCGGUACCGCGUGGUGAACCUGGCGGAGGAUGAUGGCGGCCGGCCCACGGUCAGCUGGGAGCAGGUUUGGCGGCAGCACCGCGCUCUGAGCGAAGCUUUCCGGCCCUACAACAUCUCCUGGCAGCUCAGCUUGCUGGAGGUGCACAACUCCUCCCUGCGCCGCCGCGCUGUGCUUCUGGGCUGCGAGCCCAGCAAGGUGGGGAACGAGCGCUGCGACCCCGAGUGCGAGCACCCGCUCACGGGAUACGAUGGCGGCGACUGCCGAAGGCCCGGCCGCUGCUUCUCCUGGAAGCGCCGCGACGGCGUCUGCCACAUGGAGUGCAACAACAUGCUGGACGACUUCGACGACGGCGACUGCUGCGACCCGCGGGCCACCGACGUGGCCAAGACCUGCUUCGACCCUGACUCGCCCCAGCGAGCGUACAUGAGUGUGAAGGAGCUGAAGGAGGCUCUGCAGCUGAACAGCACCCAUUUCCUCAAUGUUUACUUCGCCACUUCGGUGAGAGAAGAGUUGGCUGGUGCUGCCACUUGGCCAUGGGAUAAGGAGGCCCUUAGUCACCUGGGUGGAGUUGUCCUCAAUCCUGCUUACUACGGCAUGCAUGGCCACACCAACACUAUGAUCCAUGAAGUGGGACACGUCCUGGGGCUGUACCAUGUCUUUAAGGGAGUGAGCGAGCGGGAAUCUUGUGAUGAUCCCUGCAGGGAGACCACUCCAUCCAUGGAGACAGGAGACCUCUGUGCUGACACUGCCCCCACCCCAAAGAGUAAACUCUGUCGGGACCCAGACCCUACCAAUGACACCUGUGGGCAGACACAUUUCACGGGGACACCCUUCAACAACUACAUGAGUUACACAGACGAUGAGUGCACCAACAGCUUCACCCCCAACCAGGUGGCCCGGAUGCACUGCUACCUGGACCUGGUGUACCAGCGCUGGGGCCACAGCAAGAAGCCGGCGCCCAUCCCGAUCCCCCCCAUGAUCACGGGGCAGACACAGGACUCCCUCAGCAUCUUCUGGCUGCCUCCCAUCAGCGGUGCCAUCCACGAGAGGGAGCAGGACACGCUCUGUGACAGCUGUGCUGAGGAUGGCACCUUCCGUCAGUACGUGCACGAGGCCUCUUCCCCCCGCGUCUGCGAUUCCUCUGGCUACUGGACCCCAGAAGAAGCAGAAGGUCCUCCAGAUGUCGAUCAGCCCUGUGAGCCCAGUCUGCAGGCCUGGAGUCCGGAGCUGCACUUGUACGACAUGAACAUGACUGUGCCGUGCCCCCAGCCGGAUGGCUGCAUCCUGGAGCUGCGCUUCCUGCACCCCGUCUACCCCGACUCUCUCACCCUCUGGACCACAUACCUCUCCAUGGGCUCUCCCAAGGCCCUGUCUGACAUUGAAAUCCUGACAGAGCACGGGGAGUCCAUCCAUCUGGGCCCCCUGGACACCUUCUGUGAUGUCCCCUUCACUGUGAAGCUCAAUAUCCCUAAAAAGAUGUCUGGAGUUAGAAUCUACACCUUUGACGAGAGGAUGGAGAUCGACACGGCCCUGCUGACCUCCCGGCCCCGCAGCUCGCUGUGCUCGGCCUGCAGACGGAUCCAGUACCGGCUGCUCCGCGACCCCCCGUUUGCAGAGGGCUCCCCUGCCGCCCCCCUGCAGGCACAUCGCCGCUUCACCGACACGGAAGUCACGCCUGGGCAGGUGUACCGCUACCAGGUGCAGGUAGUCUCUCACACAACCUCAGGAGAAGCCUCCCCACCACUCGUCCAUAUGCAUGGAGCACCCUACUGUGGGGAUGGGAAGGUGACCACGAGCCUGGAGGAGGAAUGUGAUGAUGGGGACUUGCUGGAUGGAGAUGGUUGUUCCAGGAAGUGUAAAAAGGAAAAAGGCUUCAACUGUAUUGGGGAGCCAAGCCUGUGCUACAUUCAUGAAGAGGAUGGUGUGUGUGAGCCCUUUGAGAAGACAAGCAGCAUGCUGGACUGUGGUCCACACACUCCUGAGGGAUAUGUGGAUCUGUGGGCAGUGAAAGCCUAUGCCUCCCAACAGGAUGCAAAGUCCUGCCCUGCUUCCUUAGUCACUGGAGAGCCUGUUGUGAAGGCAUGUAAAUCCCACCUUCGUGAGGUGCCAAAGGACCUUUUGCAGGCUGCUUGGUUUCCCUGUGCUCCCAGCCAAGAGAAUGCUCAGGACCCAAAUGAGAAGAUGCUUUUGGGUGAUGAUGAGGGAGUUUGGCUCAAGGUUUGCUUUGAGAGACCUGCAGUGCCCACUUCUCUCCUGCUCUUCCUGGCCUCCUCUGGCACUGUCUCAAGCCAGCAGCACAAGGCAGUGGUCACCGUCCAGCUGACAGACACGGAUGGACAGAACUGCUCUCUGGUCCUCACUGCUGUCCCUUCUUCCCCCUUGCAGGACCUUCUGCCUCCUAAGCUGGUCUGCUGGAAUGUGGGGGGAGCAGAUGUAAACCAAAAGCAAAUCCCUGGAGCUGGACUAGUCACUUAUUUCUUUGCCUUGUCCACAGGGAUGUAUGAGCUGUCGUGUCAGCACAACCCCAUCAUCAUCAAUGUGACCCAUAGCCAGGAGGACCCAUCCCCCCGGGUUGCUUCAGUGCUUUUCAACUUCUCCUCUCCACUUGUGGGCAUUGCAGCUGUGGCCUUGAGGACCUUGGCUCAGCCUGGCUCCUCUAACCCCCUCACCACCUGCCUCCUGCAGCACGAGGAGGGAUGUGAUCAUCAGUGCUACAGCUGUGCCCACGGGGCCUGCGUGGGACCAGGAACCUGCACGCAGCCCCUGCUUCUUCACGCUGCCACCCUCAACUGCAGCUCUGACGGCCCAGGGCACAUGGCCUGUGCUGUUUCCUGUGAAAAGGGCUUCGUCCUCCGCUCCAGUGGUGGGAAGAGGCUGGGCUCCAUGGAGCAGGAGGUGGUGCUGACGUGCAGUUUGGGACAGUGGGACAGAUCUGUGACUUGUGACCCUGUUGACUGCCGUGUCCCUGACCAGUCCCACGUGUCCUAUGCCGAGUUCUCCUGCCCUGUGGGGACCACCUACCUGCAGAGAUGCUUCUUCUCCUGCAUCCCCCCAGCCAAGCUUCAAGGAGUAAACCAGUGGCUCACCUGCCUGGAGGAUGGUCUCUGGUCCCUGCCAGAAGCCUACUGCAAGUUGGAGUGUGACUCACCUCCCGCCGUGGCCAAUGCCAAGCUUCUGGUGCCUCGGUGCCUGCAGAGGAACCACGACGUGGGCUCAGUCUGUCGCUACAAGUGCAAGCCUGGAUACCACGUGGCUGAGAACGCAGCAGACAAGCCUAAGAAGAAGUUCUUGAAGGUCCAGUGCCUGGAGAGUGGGCAGUGGGAAGAGGGGCACUGUGUCCCCGUGGUUUGCAAGCCCCCGCCCCCUGUCUUCGAGGGCAUGUACAACUGCACCCAGGGCUUUGAGCUGGACAGCCAGUGUGUCCUCAACUGUGAGCAGCAGGGACAGCAGGUUCCCAUCGUCUGCACUAAGGAGGGCGUGUGGACAGAGGAGUUCAAACUGUGUGAGAGCUUGCAGGGCACCUGCCCGUCGCCCCCAGAGCUGAAUUUCGUGGAGUACAAGUGUGAGCAGGGGCAUGGCAUAGGUGCUGUGUGCAUUCCUUCCUGUAUCAUUCCUCCCAGUGAUCCUGUCAUACUGCCCAGAAAUGUCACUGCUGAGACAAUGGAUCACCGGCUGCAGCCCACCAGAGUCCAGAGCAUUGUGUGCACGGGCAGGCUGCGGUGGUAUCCGGACCCCUCUGUCAUUCACUGCAUCCAGUCAUGCGAGCCCUUCCAAGCAGAUGGCUGGUGUGACACCAUCAACAACCGGGCAUACUGCCAGUAUGAUGGCGGGGACUGCUGCUCCUCCACACUGUCCUCCAGGAAGGUGAUCCCGUUCGCUGCCGACUGUGACCAGGACGAGUGCACGUGCCGCGACCCGGCGGCCGAGGAGAACCGGAGGCAGAAGCAGUAGCGGCGGCGCGAGGGCCCGUCUCGGUCAGGCAGCGCCAGGGGAGCCGGGGGCA
Ficedula albicollis (Collared flycatcher) is the source of this 5107-nucleotide messenger RNA. RefSeq names its product pappalysin 2 (gene PAPPA2). NCBI's taxonomy places the organism in Eukaryota, Metazoa, Chordata, Aves, Passeriformes, Muscicapidae. The transcript has 27 exons. Gene Ontology annotation, molecular function: metallopeptidase activity. Bases 1 to 5055 code for a protein of 1684 amino acids. The record is from RefSeq and is a predicted model, not a curated record.